AUGUGUCGGAUACGAAGUCGAAAAAGAAAAACCCUCAAAACGACAAAAACGUCCAUCGCGGAGAAGAAGAGACCCAAGGAGCACAUAACUACACCAUCAACUGCAGAUCGGAGCAAGGACGGCCGACGGGGCUGCGGCCACUCAACCGUUAACUGCAAAGUUCUCGGCGCAAGGUUGGCCGCAAAGCUGCUUGCAGGAGAACUCGCCGAAGUUUACAACAUAAAAGGCCUCGUCCGCGCUUCAGAUCGCCCCUCGAAAAAUGAUAAGGCUCCUCAAACGGAGAACUCUUACCAAGGGAACCAAUCGGGAGAAAAGUGCAGAAGAAGGCAGGACGAGAAGGGCAACAACAAUAGUCGCCACAAAGUGAACAUGAUCAUCAGAGGAUCGCAAUACUGCAGCGAUACCGUCUCAGCCAUCAAAGAUUAUCAGCACAAGGCCGAGACGAACGUGAAUUCGCUGACCUGGUCCGCACCCAGUGAAAUUCCAAAAGGAGCGAUAAAUUUCGAUGAAGAAGAGGCUGGCAGGAUCGACCAGCCCCGCUACAAUCCACUCAUGAUCGAUCUUGUGAUAAGAGAUCUACAGGUCGCCAGGGUUCUCAUUGAUACGCGCAGCACGGUCAACGUCAUUUUCCGUGAUACUCUCAAGAGGAUGAACGUUGAGUUAGGAGAAGUCGUACCAUCGCCCAAGUCACUAACUGGCUUCUCGGGCAUGACGUCAAUGACUCUCGGAUCAAUCAAACUACCCGUUGCAGCGAAAGAAGUCACCAAGAUCGUCGACCACCCGACCAUUUACAAUGUCAUUAUGGGCACGCCUUGGCUAAACGCCAUGAAGGCAGUCCCAUCGACUUAUCACUUACGCAUCAAAUUCUCGCUCAUAACAGAAUUGCCGCAAUCUGGGGUGCCAGAAACGGUCGAGACGUUGCUUCCGGGCUGA
Molecule: messenger RNA, 933 nt
Organism: Brassica oleracea var. oleracea
Lineage: Eukaryota; Viridiplantae; Streptophyta; Magnoliopsida; Brassicales; Brassicaceae
Exons: 2
Coding region: 1-933 (310 amino acids)
Source: RefSeq, a predicted model, not a curated record